Molecule: messenger RNA, 4183 nt
Organism: Hippocampus comes (tiger tail seahorse)
Lineage: Eukaryota; Metazoa; Chordata; Actinopteri; Syngnathiformes; Syngnathidae
Product: filamin-A-interacting protein 1
Exons: 6
Coding region: 229-3855 (1208 amino acids)
Source: RefSeq, a predicted model, not a curated record
GAGAAAAGAGAGAGAGAGAGAGAGUUAAGAGUGGGAAGUUAACAGUCCAUUAUUACUUUCUUCUCGGGAAAGGAGCAAGAGGAUUGUUCUUAGCACUGCUCAAAUGCCAGUUCUACCACAGAACACAUCGAGUGAAUAUUUGUGGAUGCUUCCCUUGCCUACUUUACCAGGAUUACAAACGAGAGGCAACCACCAACCAAACGUGGGGGACAACACAACAGGUGGGAGAUGAGAUCCAAAAGCAGUGAGUUGGCACGGCCAACCGAUGUGGUGCUCGGGGUUGCACAGGAUGACCAUGACAUCAGCCCUGAGCAGGAUGUGUGUAUUGCUGUGAAGAAUAUGAAGGCCAAAGUACAGCAGCAGGAGGGUGAAGAUAACAUGGAGGUGAUAUUUGACAAAGAGCAGACACUGAUGGACUCCAAGACUGGAGAAAAAGGAGGUGCUGUCAUGAACCUGUCCAAACAGGAUCUGCUCAAACUGCUGGGGAUCAUGGAAGGAGAGAUUCAGGCAAGAGAAGAUAUUAUCGGCAUGCUAAAAUCUAAGCAAACCCCUCAAGUGACCAGUGUAUCAGCAGACACCUGCACAGCAGGUAGCUCGGCCCUCCAGGCUCUGCAAAGGGAUUGCCUCAUCACCGGCACCCUACCACACAUCCACAGUGUCUACCAAAAGCCAAUGAUUGAGCUGGAACGCCUGCAGGAGAAGCACAGGGAAACCUACAGGCGGAUGCUGGGACAAUUGCUGCUUGCUGAAAAGUGCCACCGUCGUACUGUCCAUGAGCUGGACAGCGAGAAGCGAAAACACGUCGAUUACAUGAACAAAAGUGAUGACUUUACCAAUCUCCUUGAGCAAGAGAGAGAAAGAUUAAAGAGGCUGCUUGACAAUGAAAAAGUCUACCAGGUGAAAAAGGAGAAGGAGCAUUCUAAACGCCUGGCCAAGGUGCAAGAGGAACUGGUGAAAUUGAAAUCCUUUGCCCUGAUGUUGGUCAAUGAGCGCCAACAACACCUGGAGCAAAUGGACCAACAGACUCAGCGGAUCCAGGAACUGAGCCAGCAACUUCAGCAGCAGAGGAAGAUACUAAGUGAAGCCAGGGAGCAUGCUCAGGAAGAUGCCCGCAGGGUUCUGAGCUUAGAGGCCGAGCUGAAAGAAAAAACUGUCACAUUCGCUCAGCAGCAUGAAGAGCUGAACACUAAGCUUGCCAGUCAGGAGCUCCUCAACCGUCAACUCAAUUCAAAAAUUCUAGGGCUUUUGCAUACAGUGGAUGAGAUAGAGGAGAGUAACAAGGCCUUGAGGAAAUCAGAAGAGGAACUGCAGGAAAUAGGGGGCAAAACUGGCAAAGACGAGUGCAUAAACUCUAACUUAAUUACAGAGUUAGAAAAUCUAAAGAAGCGUGUGCUGGAGAUGGAAGGAAACGAUGAGGAGAUCACACGAACUGAAAAUCAGUGCAAGGAGCUCAGGAAAAAGCUACAGGAGGAGAAUAACAAAAGCAGAGAACUUCGGGUCGAGGUGGAGAAACUCCAGAAGAGAAUGAUAGAGUUGGAGAAACUUGAAGGUUCCUUUAACAUCAGUAAGAAGGAGUCUGCUCAGUUGUACGCUGCCUUAGAAAAAGAGAAGGGCCUGACCAAAGAGCUCUCCGGGGAAGUUGUGAUGCUCAAGAUCCGAAUGAAAGAGCUUGAAUCAUCUGAACUCAAGUUAGAAAAGUCUGAGCUUAACCUCAAGGAUGAAUUAGGCAAACUAAAGUCAUUGACUGUAGCUUUAAUGGAGGAACGAAAGACUUUGGUGGAAAGAGUGAUGGCAGAUGAAAAGAAAAAAGAGGAUUUGAGUAAGAUGGUCAAAGAUGAGCAGAGUAAGGUUAUGGAGGUGACUGAAAAAUUGAUAGAAGAAAGCAAAAAACUCUUAAAGUUUAAAUCGGAAAUGGAAACACAAGUCGAUAGUCUGAUGACAGAAAAGAGGGACCUUAACGCCAAGCUCACGUAUGAAACUGACAAAACAAAGGAUCUUCUUUCAAAGGUCAGCCAAAUGAAAAAGAGGUUGGAUGGUUUGGAGCAAGCAGAAAGGCUGCCUGCAAACAAAUCGGUGAAAUGUGAGCAAGGGAGAGCACCCGAGGCUGGAAAAAGAGACGAUAACAAAAUUAAAGAGCUAACCUUUGAGAUUGAGCACCUAAGAAAUCGUCUCAAACAACUUGAAGUGGUUGAAGGAGAUCUGAUCAAAACCGAAGAUCAAUAUGACAUUUUGGAGAAAAGGUUCAUCACAGAACAAGACAAAGCCAAUAUACUUUCCCAGCAAGUUGAGGCCAUGAGGAGUCAGAUCGCAAGGAACAAAGCGAUUGAGAAAGGAGAAGAGGACAGCCAGGAGGAAAACCUGCGGCAACAAUACAACAGAGAGGAGGCCAAGACCAGGGAGAUGCAGGCAGAUGUCGUAGCUCUAAAGGAAAAGAUACAUGAAUUGAUGCACAAGGAGGACCAGCUUUCGCAACUGCAAGUCGAUUACUCCGUCCUACAGCAGAGGUUUUUUGAAGAGGAAGAGAAAGCCAAGAGCAUGGGCACUGAGGUUCUCCAUUUGACCAAAGAACUGGAGAUUGCAAAGCGUCACAGUCGUGCACUGAGGCCCAGUUUGAAUGGAAGGAGGAUGGUUGACGUUGCUGUCACAUCAACCGGGGUACAGACAGAAGCAUUGUCCAAUGGGCCAACAGAGGAAGAUACCCCGGCCGGUUUUAUCAGGAAGUCUGUUCAAGAAGAGAAUCACAUCAUGAACAAUUUACGGCAGAAGAGCCUGAAGAAGCCAACGGAAAAGACCGGUGGCAUUGAACGCUCCUCUUCAUCUGGUAGUGAUCUCAGUAUGAAGAAAUCCUGGAUUCCUUGGAUGAGGAAGAAAGACACCAACUCUCAUGAAACCAGCCUGGAAAAAACACCUACUUGCGGGAAUCCAAACGUGACCAUGGCCCACAAGCAAGGGCAGCCGCUACACAUACGUGUGACACCGGACCACCAAAACAAUAUGGCCACCCUUGAAAUCAGUAGCACCGCUGCUGAGAAUGUCUUCUCAACAUCAGGUCCACAAAAUGCAAACCCAUCACAACCGAAAUCCAGAAUUACAAUCAUUCCAACACACUCUGCAACAGUUCAGGGAAAGUCCACCAACGGACAUCAUGGUCCAGAAAGAACCAAAUCUCCAGUCACCAUCACAACUAUUUCAAGAGCCAAGUCUCCAGAUAGCAGCCAAGCUUCCUCCUCUACCUCGGGAAGGCCAACGUCACCUGUCACCAUCAUGACAGUUAGCACCACGGCAGUGCCUGAAGCCUCUGCCUCCCCUGAACCCCAAGAGAUGACCAUGGGCCGGGCUGUGUUCAAGGUUACCCCUGAAAAGCAGAUGGUCCCAGUGCCAAUAAGGAAGGGUCACAAUAACACAAGCAUCAUCACCACCACUGAUGAUAACAAGAUCCAUAUUCAUCUAGGUAAUAGUCUGACCCCAAAGAUGGUAGUCAGGCCAGUGUCUGCUGUAACUGAGGGGAAAGAGCUCACCUUGUCGACUGGGACAGUGUUGCGCUCUCCUCGCCAAAUUACCACGACCCGGACCACACAGAACAAAGUGAUGAGCACCAUUAUGAUUUCCCCUGUUGCAUCAAACACUACCAGAUCCACGCAAAGCAUGUGUGGGCACGAUUCCCAGGGCCCUCGUACAGGGCUGACCCGCAUCCCAAUGUCCAAGAGCCUGAAAACAGGGAAGACGGCGCUUGGUUCCUUGGGCAUAACGAGUGGAGUGAAAGCAGAGUCGCGUGCUGAGAGUCAAUCUAUGAGGAUAGAAUUUAAGAAAUCAGCCGUAAAUGACAUUACUUAUCAAAAUGGAGGAAAAGGCUGAUUAACAAACCAAAACACUCUAUGGUGCUAGAUAGACAAUCACACCUUCAUAAAACAACAGCCAAGUGAGUGAUGGAAAUUAUAUUUGAUCUAAAGCAUUGUAUUUAUGGAAAGCCUUGUGUACUUCCCUCUCACAUAUCACAUAUACUUCUAUUAUUUACAUUACUAAAAUGUAUACAGAGGAAAAGGUCAAACCACUCUGCGACUAAUUGCUCAUUGUGUCACAUAUAAUGAGAAAAACUUCAGUUGCAUGCAGUUUAUUUGAAUGGUUUUUGUGUUUUAAUUGCCUGUAAAUCAUUUUUUAUUAAACAUAUUUUGAACAAAACUAA